Messenger RNA from Arabidopsis arenosa, 1810 nucleotides. The record is from the annotation of a GenBank genome assembly. NCBI's taxonomy places the organism in Eukaryota, Viridiplantae, Streptophyta, Magnoliopsida, Brassicales, Brassicaceae.
GCCACACCAAUUCGUGAAGCCGUCUCUCAAAAUCCGAUGAAGGAAAUCUCAAUCGAUGAUCAAUAUCUCCCACCACAUCCUCAGCUACCGAAACUUGAGCCGCCACGUGGCCGUCGUGUCUCUUUAGAAGAAUUGUUGCAUCCGCCGGAGAAAUUCACCGUUGAUCUGAUGAAAUUCGUACGCCAAAGCGGGAACGCGAUUUCGAAACGCAUCUCGGUUUUGCUAGAGAACGACGACGACGACGACUCGAAGAAGAAGACGAUCGAUGAUGACGUGACCGAGUUCAAAAUCUCUGGAGUCAAAGUUCUCGUGAAGAUGAAAACCGAAGAAGAAAUCAGAGGUCGUAUAACUUUCUUCUCCAGAUCUAAUUGCCGAGAUUCAACUGCCGUCCGAUUGUUUCUACGGGAACGAGGCUUCGAUUUCUCAGAGAUCAACAUCGAUGUGUAUACGGCAAGAGAGAAAGAGCUGAUCGAAAGAACAGGGAGUUCUCAAGUCCCUCAGAUAUUCUUCAACGAGAAACACUUCGGAGGAUUAAUGGCGCUGAAUUCUCUGAGAAACAGUGGUGAAUUUGAUCGGAGGGUUAAGGAGUUUUUGAAGGAGAAGUGUUGCGGCGAUGCACCGUCGCCGGUGAUGUAUGGAUUCGACGAAGAGAAUAAUAAGGAUGUUGUUGUUGUUGAUGAGAUGAUGAGAUUCGUUAGGGUUUUGAGACAGAAGCUACCAAUUAAGGAUCGUUUGACGAAGAUGAAGAUCGUUAAGAACUGUUUCUCCGGCGCCGAGAUGAUCGAGAUUCUCAUUCAUCACUUGGAUUGCGGGAGGAAGAAGGCUGUUGAAAUUGGCAAGAGGCUAGCCAAAAAACACUUUAUCCACCAUGUCUUUGGAGAGAACGAGUUUGAAGAUGGAAAUCAUUACUACCGUUUCCUAGAGCACGAGCCGUUUAUUUCAAAAUGUUACAAUUUUAGAGGUUCUACCAACGACAUGGAGCCCCAAAGUGCAGCCAUCGUUGGGCAGAAGCUUUUCAAAAUCAUGACUGCUAUUCUUGAGUCUUAUUCUUCCAAUGACCGUUCUCGUGUUGAUUACCUGAGAAUCAGCCAGAGCGAAGAAUUCCGAAGGUACUUGAAUUUGGCUCAAGACUUUCACCGUUUGAAUCUUGUGGAACUCUCAACGGAAGAGAAGUUAGCAUUUUUCUUGAACUUGUACAACGCAAUGGUGAUUCAUGCUUUGAUCAGAAUCGGAUGUCCCGAGGGAUUGAUCGCAAGAAGGUCGUUCUUUACCGAUUUUCAGUAUGUUGUAGGAGGCUACUCUUAUUCACUUAGCUCCAUCCGAAAUGACAUCCUUAGACGCGGUCGCAGACCCUCUUAUACAUUUUUUAGUCCGUUUAUCAACGACAAUGCACGACAUAAGUGGCAGCUUGGACUUCAAAAACUGAAUCCAUUAGUACAUUUUGGCUUAUGCGAUGGGACCAAAUCAAGUCCAGUGGUGAGGUUUUUCACACCGCAAGGAGUUGAAGCUGAACUCAAACGAGCAGCUAGAGAGUUUUUUCAAAAUGGUGGAAUUGAGGUUGUCUUGGAUAAGAGGACCAUACAUCUAUCAAAAAUCAUCAAGUGGUACAAAGAGGAUUUCAGUGAAGAGAAGAAGAUGUUGAAGUGGAUAAUGAGUUAUAUAGAUGCAAACGAUGCAGGUCUUUUAACCCAUCUUCUUGGUGAUGGAGGAGGUUCUUUUAACAUUGUUUACCAAGAUUAUGAUUGGUCUAUCAACAAUUGAUAUUUAGCUUCUUUUUUUGGUAUAUUGAAAUUAAACUAUUGGUCCAUAA